AUGCCGAACGAUGCAGCGGUUGUGUACAUCUUCCUCGACGACGUCAACAAGGCUGUGUCCAUGGAAGAUGUCAAGGAAUGGCUGCAGAUUAUAAACGAUGUCGUUGAGAUAAAGCUGCAAUUUGACGCUGCUACAGAACGACCCUGCUACUAUGUGGAGUUCCGUAGUGCAGUAGCGGCGCAACAGGCUGUGCAGUACCUCAACGGCGCACGGCUCAAGAACUGCGUCGUGACGAUACAGUCUCGCGUGUAUCCGGCGGCGACAGAGACACAGGGGCCAUCAAGCAACAGUGAAGAGUCUCCGUCAGCGGCCGGGGGUGCACCUCCACUCACCCGCAAGCGUUGCAGAGAGACGUCAGAGUUGCCCUUUAAUCAUUUGCUGCCGCCCGAGCUUCAGAUGGACCCACCACUCGCGAACUAUCUUCCCGAACUGGAGAAGAGCGCCCUGUACUCGUUAGACGGCCUUGCCAUGUGGCGGCAACUGCAAGCAGCACAAAAGGAACUGGUUGAGGUGUUUCAUGAUCUAGAGGUCACCGCAGCGCAGAUCGCAGAUUGUGACGCACAGUUGACGCAGCUCCUUCACAUGAGUUGGACAGCGCCAGCUGCCAAUGGUGUCAUCAUGUCUCACUCGCCUUCGUCUGGGCCUGGGCGCAAGACUGCCCUUCACGCCCAACACUUUCUUUGCCACGAGAGAGCGAUCGCGUUUGACGCGCACACGCCCAGCCGGGUCGUCGCACUGCUGACGGAUUGCUUUGGCCCUCUGUCGCUCUGCUCGGACGCGGUGACACCGGCCGGCUUUUUCCUCGUGGUGAGGUUUGUCUUUGCGGCGGACGAGGCGCUUUUCUUGGCCGCCGCUACCGCGUCCGGGUCGGCAGAGAUGACCAAGAAGAGGGACCAGAGUCAAGGGGCAGAGUGGAAGAGCGUCGUCCAAGGACUUGGGUGGAGACCGGCUGCAAGUGUCGCUGCCGUCCAUCACCUAUUCUCGGUCGAACUGGAUGCACGUCUGCAGCGUAUAGUGUGCGACCUACUAUCGUAG
Molecule: messenger RNA, 1035 nt
Organism: Leishmania mexicana MHOM/GT/2001/U1103
Lineage: Eukaryota; Euglenozoa; Kinetoplastea; Trypanosomatida; Trypanosomatidae
Exons: 1
Coding region: 1-1035 (344 amino acids)
Molecular function (GO): RNA binding
Source: RefSeq, a predicted model, not a curated record